GAAAAGCUAGACAUUGGCCAAAGUGUUGGAAGCAAUCGAGAAUUUGCCGGUCAAUUCACCACGCAACUGUGGUUAGGAGUUAACCGUGCUCAGGUAAAAAUUGUUUCAGAAAUUUGUUACUGACAGCUGGGUCCACAGAGACAGUUUCAUAGAGACACAUCACUUCCUGAAACUAGAACUGGGUUUUUUUCCCUCGCCGCCGCCGCCAUGGCUCUCGCCUUCCGGCCCUUCAGCCGUCGCAACCUCCUCCACCUCCUCCCCCACCCCACCCCGCUCUCCACCUCCGCCAGGCCUCCCGACCUGCGUGAGCUUCUCCGCAUCGAACGCAUCCUACACAACCCCACCGCUGCCGCUGCCGAACACCCUCAACCUCAAGAACACCGAGGAGCCGCCGCAGCCACAAGCCUGCCGCACCUCCUCCACCACACUGCCGGACUAACCGCUGCAGAGUCCACUUCCCUCCUCCGCCGCCUCCCGGGGACCCACACCCACCGCCGCCUGGGCCGACUCCUCCAAGAACUCGCCGGCCUGCGCCUGCCGGACCAGGAGAUCAAGGCCGCCAUCGCGUCCGACUCGGACGGGCUCCUCUCCAUGGAUCCCGGCGAGCCGUCCCGCCUCCUCGAGUUCCUGGCCGAGCUCCGGUGCCGGAAGGCCGUGAAGGACCAACUCCUCGCCCACGGCGCGCUCCGCGCCGCCGUCGCCGCCCGGCGGCGGGUGGAGCUCCUGCACGAGCGCGGGCUCACGCGGCGGGACGCGCUGAGUGUCCUCGCCGCCGAGCCGCGGGCGCUGCUGUAUUCCCCGGAGGAUGUGGAGCGGAAGGUGGAAUUCUUGGUGAAUACAAUGGGGUUCGAGGUCGGGUGGCUGAUUCAGUACCCGGAGUUCUUGGGGGUGAACCUCGAUAACUGGAUUGUCCCACGGCACAAUGUGGUGGAGCACCUGAGGUCGGUCGGCGGGCUUGGGGACCCUAUCGAGAUGAAGCACUAUGUGAGGCUCAGUCGCCGGAAAUUCUACAACAUGUUCGUCAAGCCGUACCCUGAGUGCGAGAGGAUAUUCGGGGGGCUGGUCAGGGAGAGGGAUGAGAUGUUGAGGCGGCGGCAUCCGACGGGGCUUUGGAAGCUCUUCAAGCCGGCGAAACAUGAGAGAACUCAUGAGGAUGCGAAGAACAUGAAGCUUCUCGUGGGAUCACUUCGUUAGGUAUGUUAUGAGGUGUAUCGAGAACCUCUCAAAAGGGAGGAACUGGAGGAAAUUCAGUGUGAAUUGUUGACAUCAACCUUUUGCUUCUCGGCAAUGUUUCGGUUGUUCAUACCAAAAGCGAACAAACCAGGAAUGUGCCCAAGAGGAUACCAAUUGGCUCGAAUGCUGAACUGGGUUGCCGCUGUAGUAUGGCUAGAGCACGCUAAUUCGGAUGAUUAUGAUAUUUUGGCUGCGCUGUAGCAGUGUCUAUUCUCACAGCAUACCUCCAGCAGGUUGUGAUUGAACCAAGAAGAGCCGGUUAAGCAUUUCAUCAUUAAGGAACUUGUCAAGGUGAGAAAAGUGUGGGUGGUAUUGUGAAAGGGUACUUGUUCAAUUGAGAUGCCUGUGUGCCAAUGAAAAAUAGCAGUUCACGUGAAUGGACAUGAAAUACAUUGGAUAUUCUCAAACAUGUCUUGGCAAGGCAUUCCACCACAGAUCGCAAGAUUAAUCUUGCCCUACCAACAAGAUUAGUUACAUCUUCCUCAAAUUGGACAUUAAGAAAGGUAUUAAAAAUGCACUUUUUUGAGGGAGUAAAUGAUUUACAUUGGACUUUUGUUAUAAUGGUUCAUCAUAAUACGCUUAUCAGUGCUGGUUUCAGUCGAGAGCAAAGUAGAUAACAGGUUCAGGAAAGCUGGCAGCUGAUGCAAGUAUUAUCGCAAGAUAUCAAUGAAUAGAUAGAACAGCAGCUCGUUGCAUAUUUUUUGAGGAAUUUGUGAGCAUUAGAACAUUCUGCUGAGAGGAUGUGUAUGCUAACUUAGUGCUUGUGUAUGCAUUGGGGUCAUUGGUUAGUUUACAGACCUUUGACUGCUUUUGAUUGUGCGUGGUAUGUAUUUUACCUUCUUAUGUAUUUUUGUUCCACGUUAGUAUGAGUUAUUCGUUGAUGCAUCUUACCAAAUUAACAAGUCUAUAAAUACUAUUGUAUUAUAGUUUGCCCUUAAUUGUCUUCAUUCAUCUUUUUCCGAUGCUCCCGGUUUAUUAGAUUGUGUUCUGCAAGAUAUAACUGGAGAGUGCUUUGUAGGGAACUGGGAGUACUUUACAAGAAUGCUAUAUUACUGGUAUAUCUUAUACCAUUGCCUUCUAUUAGAAAUUUGGACUUAGCUGAUUAUAUAUGCUUCUGUGGAAUAUAGCUGGAAAAAAGCUCACAGAAUGAAGAGAAAAGAACUUCAUGAGAGUACAGUUUUGGUCUUACCAUCAUUGAAAUCUAAAGAUAAUCCAUAGGAGUAGUUCUGGAAUUGGAAGGUUGGCCAAGAAGAAUAACAGACGACUGGACGCAGCUGUUAUGCUUCAAAGUUGGAAUCUUGAUGAGAAAUAGCUACAAAAUGGAGAUGCUUCUGGAAGAAGAGGUCAUCAAUCGAUAUUCUAGAUAUUCAGCAUGCAACAUGGUGAUCUCUCUCUCACACACACACUGUUUAAUGUGCGAUCACUUUAAUCUAUUAUUGAGGGUGAAGGAUUUAUAAAUGUCCGUGCUUUGUUUCCUUCUUUCUUUGCUAGAUCAUUUGUUCUUUUGUAAUUUUGUGUAACAGAAUUUGGAGUUUGUCAUUUAGUCCACCUAAUGUGUUCACACAUCGAGGAUGAAGGAUUUAUAAAUGUCCGUGCUUUUGUUUCCU
This is a messenger RNA of Phragmites australis (common reed), 2840 nucleotides long. Its product is annotated as transcription termination factor MTERF15, mitochondrial-like. Gene Ontology annotation, molecular function: double-stranded DNA binding. Gene Ontology annotation, biological process: regulation of DNA-templated transcription. The transcript has 2 exons. The record is from RefSeq and is a predicted model, not a curated record. The coding region runs from base 208 to 1194 and encodes 328 amino acids. Lineage: Eukaryota; Viridiplantae; Streptophyta; Magnoliopsida; Poales; Poaceae.